Ectocarpus siliculosus is the source of this 1215-nucleotide messenger RNA. Lineage: Eukaryota; Phaeophyceae; Ectocarpales; Ectocarpaceae. The record is from the annotation of a GenBank genome assembly.
AUGACGCGAUCUCUUACGGUGAAGACGCUGAAGGGGGAGGUCUUCCGGAUAGAUGUCGCCGAAGAAUCUGUGAUGAGCGACGUCAAGACCAAGAUUUCGGAGGUGCGGGGGCACGACCCUGGCACGCAGGUCCUCAUCUGCGGGGGUAAGACCUUGAAAGACGGCGACUCUCUCGCGGGCAGCGUCGCGGCCGGCGGGUUCCUGGUGCUGAUGGUCAAGGCGCUGGCGAUAGACCCCGCCAACGUGGAAAUGCUGACGGCGAUGGGUUUUCCUGAGGAUCAGGCGACGGCGGCUCUACGCGCGGCGUUCAAUGACGUCAGCAGGGCGGCGAGCUAUCUCAUGGAAGGCAUUCCCGAUAACGUGGGGGCGGGAAGUGGCGGUAGUGACGCCCGCGGGGGCGGGGACGCAGCGCUCGCCGCGGCGAUGAUGGCGGGGGCGGAGGAUGAGGACGGGGAUGAGGGGGGUGGCGGAGCGGCAGGCUUAGCACAGGCUCUGAUGGGAAUGGAGGCGGGAGAGGGUAACCCUCUUAACUUCAUGAGAUUUCACCCUCAGUUUGACGAGCUCCGAGGCCUUGUGCGGGAGAACCCCGCGAUGCUGCCUCAGGUGCUCCAGGGUCUGGCGACCCAGAGCCCGGAGCUCAUCGAGAGGAUCAACCAGCAUCCCGAUGACUUCUUGCGACUCAUGAACGAGCCGCCCGACGCAGAGGGGCAGGCCAUAAUGGAGAUGGGCGUGGAAGGCUUGCUGGAGGGGAUGGACCAGGAGGACGACGAGGAAGAGGAAGGGGGAGACGCAGAAGCUGUCGCAGCCGGUGGGGGGGGUGGUUCUCCGGGCGUCGGAGUUGCUGGCGGGGAUGGGGGCCAGGGGCAGAUAGUGACCGUGGAGCUCACUGAAGAGGAAGAUGCCGUUGUUCAGAACCUCAUGGCGAUGGUUCCGGGUGCCGGUCGGGAUCAAGUCAUCGAAGCUUUCAUCGCGUGUGACAAGAAUGCCGAGAUGGCGGCCAACUUGCUCUUCGAGAACGCCCUUUAACCUCCCCCCACCCCACGAGCCUCCUACUCACAUAGGUGAAGGCUUGCGGCUUCGACUCCGAAGUCAUGAUGUUGCUGCUGCGGCCGCAGUAAGGUUGGUCCUCUCUGCCUGUGAAAUCGAACCCCGCUUCGGGAUUACGGACUGAAAACAUGUGGUGGGCCGGGGGGUGUAGGGACCAUUUUGACUUUU